CGCGAGGAACCCCGCAACGUCAUGCAAUGCAGGUGCCAGGCGCGACGGGCAGCUGGCAAGCUUCGCGCUGCUGUGUGGCCAAAGGCGAUACUUUUUCGCUCCCCUGCCUCUCUAUCUCCCCGGCUGAUUGACUGCACGGCGACCCCAUGUGCGACGCUCUACACGUCUGGCACGCGUAGCUUCUGGUGCCAGCAGUAGCGUACAAGUACCUCUUCGCGCCCCGUCCGACGCUUUCCAGCUUCUUUCCGCACACUUCCGCCCAGACAUCUCUUCGCGUCCAUGGCGCGCUCACAUAUCGCAGUGGCACUGGGUGCUGCCCUCAUUGCCUCGUUGAUCAUUGCUCAGCUCGUCAUCAACCUCGGAUUCCCCGUCGUCGACUUCUGGCAUGCGCGCCUUGAUCAGACAUACAAUGGAGCGCAGCAGGACGUCUUCAACAGCGAGAAGCAGGAUGGAGGCCAGGCCGACGAUGCGUCUUCAUACCUCAUCGGCGUUGGCAAGGCGGAUAUCACUGGUCCAGUCGUCGAGCUCAACAUGAUGGGCUACGCCAACUCGUCGCAAAUCGGAUCCGGACUCCGCCAACGCCUCUACUCCCGCGCCUUCAUCGUCGGCAACCCGGACGAAGCCAGCGAGCGCUUCGUGUACCUCGUCCUCGACACCCAGUCUGGAGACACUGCCAUCCGAAAUGGUAUCUUGGAAGGGCUCCAGGAGAUGGGCUCCGAAUACGCUGUAUACGGGAAGAACAAUGUCGCCGUGACUGGCACCCACAGCCAUGCCGGACCGGGAGCCUGGUUGAACUACCUCCUUCCACAAAUCACAAGUCAGGGUUUCGACAAGCAGAGCUAUCGUGCCAUCGUGGACGGAACACUUCUAUCCAUCAAGAGGGCACAUGAAGGCCUCACUCUGGGAACUGUCAGCGCUGGCAGUGCUAAAAUUGCUGAUGCCAACAUCAACCGCAGUCUGUUCGCCUAUCUCGCCAACCCACAAGCAGAACGCGAUCGCUACACAGACAAUGUCGACAAGACCAUGACACUUUUGAAGUUCACGAGAGCGAGUGAUGGAAAGAGCAUCGGCAUCUUGAACUGGUUCGCUGUCCAUGGCACUAGUAUGCUUGGAAAUCAGACACUCAUUGCUGGAGACAACAAAGGCGUGGCCGCAUACUUGCUGGAGAAAGACAUGGAGGCCAACGCGGCCGACUCAAAUGCUGCCGAGGGCUUUGUGGCAGGCUUCUCGCAAGCCAAUGUCGGUGACACGACGCCCAACGUACUCGGCGCCUAUUGCGAAGACGGAUCAGGCCAGCAGUGCCGACUCAAUGACAGCACCUGCGGAGGAAAGAGCCAGGAUUGCCACGGUCGUGGACCAUUCUUUGGCUUAGACGAUGGAGGCCACAAGUCUUGCUACGAGAUCGGCAGGCGUCAGGCCGAGGGUGCCAGGAGCAUCUACGACUUCAAUGCGUUCACGCCCAUCUCUGGCAAGGUUCGCUCUUUCCACACCUAUGUCGACUUCUCCAACUUCACCUUCACCCUCAGCAACGGAUCUGUUGUCCACACAUGCCCCGCGGCCAUGGGUAACUCCUUCGCUGCCGGCACAUCUGACGGCCCUGGUGCGUUUGACUUUGUCCAGAAUGAUCCCGGUGCGCCGCAAAAUCCCUUCUGGAACAUCGUUGGUAGCGCUAUUGCACCACCAAGCAAAGAGCAAAGGGCAUGCCAGUACCCCAAGCCUGUCUUACUGAACGUCGGACAAGCCAACGUGCCAUACCCAUGGUCUCCAAACAUCGUCGACAUACAAGUCCUUCGAGUCGGCCAGCUCGUCAUCAUCGUCUCCCCCGGCGAGGCAACAACCAUGUCAGGGAGGCGCUGGCGCGAAGCAGUCCACAACUCGAUUGUGUCCUCCAACAUUGCCUCCUCGCCCAUCGUCGUACUAGGCGGCCCAGCAAACAGCUACACACACUACAUCGCCACGGAAGAAGAGUACGGCGUCCAACGCUACGAGGGCGCAUCCACCCUCUACGGCCAACAUACGCUAAACGCCUACAUCAACUCCACCCUAACCUACCUCCCCUACCUCGCCGACUCCUCCACCAGCCCUCCUCCCCCAGGCCCCUCUCCCCCAGACAAUCGCGACAAAAGUAUUUCCCUCAUAACCGGCGUCGUCUACGACGGCGCCGGCUUCGGCCGCUCCUUUGGCCAAGUCACCAAGGAUGUCCUGCCCACCUACGCCCGCGGUGCCACUGUCUCCGCUACUUUCGUCGGCGCAAAUCCCCGCAACAACCUCCGUCUCGAAGGCACGUUCGCUGCUGUCGAGAAGCAAAACAGCGAUGGUAGCACGUGGACGCAGGUCAAGAACGACGAGGAUUGGGAGUUGGUGUAUCAGUGGAAACGCGUUAAUGGGCUUACGGGCACGAGUGAUGUUACGAUUACAUGGGAUACGGGGAUUACGGGGCCGGAAGGGGGGAAGUAUAGGAUUAGGUAUUAUGGGGAUGCUAAGAAAGUUGGGGGGAGCAUUGACGAGUUUGAGGGGGUUAGUGGGGUGUUUGAACUGCAGUGAUGGGGUAGAUGAGUCUUGGAUGAUGGUACGAUAGUAUGAUUUUCAUGUGAGGAGGAGGGUUGGGACGGGAGGUCGUAGUUUAUACCCGGUGUUGUUGGAGAAUGAAUGAACGUUAUCUUGCUUCUCAAUUCGGAAGUGCGACAUUGCAUAUGA
Molecule: messenger RNA, 2697 nt
Organism: Alternaria rosae
Lineage: Eukaryota; Fungi; Ascomycota; Dothideomycetes; Pleosporales; Pleosporaceae
Product: neutral ceramidase precursor
Exons: 2
Coding region: 280-2544 (754 amino acids)
Biological process (GO): sphingosine biosynthetic process; ceramide catabolic process; long-chain fatty acid biosynthetic process
Cellular component (GO): extracellular region
Molecular function (GO): N-acylsphingosine amidohydrolase activity
Source: RefSeq, a predicted model, not a curated record